This is a messenger RNA of Zophobas morio, 944 nucleotides long. RefSeq lists its product as uncharacterized. The coding region runs from base 86 to 877 and encodes 263 amino acids. The record is from RefSeq and is a predicted model, not a curated record. NCBI's taxonomy places the organism in Eukaryota, Metazoa, Arthropoda, Insecta, Coleoptera, Tenebrionidae. The transcript has 9 exons.
CACACUAUAUCUAACGUACAUACUUUAUCCCCGCUUCACUAUGACUUAAUUUAUAAAUUUAUUUGGGCCUAAAAAAGAAGCGAAAAUGCAGACUAAUAACUCACCCAACCAGGAGCAGCACCUAACUUCUAAAAAGUUAAGUACUAAUUUGGAAUGGGUCUUUUUUGUAGGAGAUGUUGAUUCGGGAAUUAAUAGCUUGCUGCACUAUUUUACCGGGCAAAGAUCCAUAAGAGAGCUGCAAAAGUAUCAGCCAAAGGUAUUUAUGCAAAGGAAGCAGCAUAUAUUAAAAGUAGGAGAUACUACAGUUAACUUACUUCUUAGCUCACAUGGUUCCAUGGAUGUCACGUGCCCUGACCGCCUUAGCCGUCAACUGGUUUUCCAAGAGUCGUAUUAUUGCUCUCUCGUCAUCAUGGUAUUCGACAUAACUAAGAAGGCCACCUUUCUCAAUGCCGUUAGGACUUACGUCCCCGAGUUGCUUCUCUGUAAUCCUGACGCGUCCAUAGUGAUGCUCGCGUUGGGUGCGGAAUCACGAAGCGCCUCUCUUCCGGCCGUUCAAUACCAAGAAGCGUCUUACUUUGUGGAAUGCUUUGAUCUUCAUGGUUACUUCGAGGCCCACAGUAUUCGCUCGGUAAUCCCUUUUUACUUGGUUGAUACGAUGAUCGAAAACUGUAUUGCUGCGUCAAUGAGUCGUAAGAUGCAGGUUACGAGAGAGCUCUUUGAAGGCAAUCAAGGAAAACCUACAGAGUCGGACUCCGUCGGCAUCAAGAACAAGGAGGAGAAAAAACGAAAGUCGCGCUACAAACACUCCUUUGGGACGUUGAGGAAGCGCAUGGAGGAGAGCCUUGAGGACAUGGGGUUGAAAAAGAAGACUAAAUAGAAAGGGCGGAGGGAUCAUGCUUGUAACUGUGUUGGCCAAAAAAGUUAUGCAGUUUCUCUGUGUAGCC